Gymnodraco acuticeps is the source of this 4420-nucleotide messenger RNA. RefSeq names its product leucine-rich repeat and transmembrane domain-containing protein 1 (gene lrtm1). The record is from RefSeq and is a predicted model, not a curated record. Gene Ontology annotation, molecular function: protein binding. Lineage: Eukaryota; Metazoa; Chordata; Actinopteri; Perciformes; Bathydraconidae. The transcript is spliced from 4 exons. Bases 229 to 1383 code for a protein of 384 amino acids.
GCUCUGUGCUCUGAUCUGCCCGCUCUGAUGGGGUUUCAUGCUUGUGCAGGCAGCGUUGGGGAUCCUGAGGGCAACACGGGUCUCUGCUGCUGAUCUCGGCCUCUCUAAUUCCAACAUAUUGACCAUAUAUGCCUACACAGGACAGCUAAUCUCAAGCUACUGACGGCUAAUGGAUCAUCAACCAAUAACAGUCACUAGAAUCCAAAAAGGGAGCUAAAAGAAGACCGAAUGCAAGCGGCCCAAGGACGACUGGCAGAUAUGAGAGUGGUACUGGUGUGUGCCCUCCUCUCCCUCCUCUCUUUGUCACAUGCCUGUCCGAAGGAGUGUAGCUGCAACGGCAACACCAAAGUAGUAGACUGCCGGGGUCGAGGCCUGUAUGACAUCCCCAAACGACUGCAUCCGGAAACUCAAGAAUUGUAUCUCCAAGAUAACCGUAUCAGGGGGCUGGGAUCUAUGGCUUUCAGAGAAAUACCUCUAGUCCGGAUUCUCGAUCUAUCUAAUAACUCUAUAACCACUGUUUCGCCGACUGCGCUGCUGGGACUCAGAGCUCUACAGCGCCUCAGCUUGGCCUACAACAGCCUGAGAGAGCUUGACAAGCGGUUGCUUGGGCCCAUCCGCACACUUUCACACCUUGACCUUUCACACAACAGCCUGUGGGGUUUGCCUGGAGCCUUGGGGGAAAGUUUGAGGAACCUUAGCCACCUAGGGCUAUCGCACAACAAGCUAACAAGAUUGGACCGCUCUCUUUUGGAGGUCCUGACCCACCUGGACAGCCUCACACUACGAAGCAACCCCUGGAGGUGUGACUGCCAGCUCAUAGGCCUCAAACUGUGGCUGGAAACCUUCAUCUAUAAAGGUGGAGUGGUGGACGAGGUGAUAUGCACACAGCCAGAGGAAAUGAAGAACACAGACCUGCAGAAGGUCCCUUACCAGCUCUUCCACAUCUGCAUGACCUCAAGCUACCAUUACCUGUUUGCUAACAUACAUCACCUGGAGAAUGAGAGGCUACUGCGAGGGCACACCCAUGGUAACCAUGCUCAUCCCUCUAGCCAUGCUAUCCAUGUACCCAUGGCAAUGGGGGAGGGUUUUGGAGGAGGAGGCGGAGGAGGAGGAGGAGGAUCAGGUUUGCCAGAGUGUGAACCUAAGCAAAGGCACCGGCCUGUCAACUUGCGCCAUGCAAUUGCCACAGUGAUCAUCACCGGAGUAGUUUGUGGGAUUGUGUUUCUGAUGAUGCUGGCUGCAGCAGUGUACGGCUGCGCCUACGCUGCUAUCAUGGCCAAAUAUCAGCGGGAGCUUAAGAAGAACGAGGAGCUGGCAGCAGCGAAGGGGGCAGAUCAUGCCAAAGCAGAUGAGAAGGAACUACUGGAGAAUGCUAUCGCCUAGGAGAUGAUAUCUCGAACCCUGGACAUAAACCUGAGCCUCGACCCUUUAACCUAAUCCUCUCUGUGGAUGCUGUGUGUGUGUGUGUGUGUGUGUGUGUGUCUGUGUGUGUGUGUGUGUGUGUGUGUGUGUGUGUGUGUGUGUGUGUGUGUGUGUGUGUGUGUGUGUGUGUGUGUGUGUGUGUGUGUGUGUGUGUGUGUGUGUGUGUGUGUGUGUGGUGUGUGUGUGUGUGUGUGUGUGUGUGUGUGUGUGUGUCUGUGUGUGAGUGUGUGUGUGUGUGUGUGUUGGUGCACGUGUGAGAGAAAAGAAGAGAGUAAGAUUAUUUGUGUGUGUGUGUGUGUGUGUGUGUGUGUGUGUGUGUGUGUGUGUGUGUGUGUGUGUGUGUGUGUGUGUGUGUGUGUGUGUGUCCUUCUUUCUGAGACUUUGGUAGCUAAACUCUACAGGUAUUUCACUAUGCACUGGUGAGAAAAGUAUAUUCUGAUGUAUGCGGGUUCAAGUGGGAAGGCCAAAGAAUCCAAAAGGAAUCAAUUCCAUUUUGUCUGAGUAAUGCGUAUCACGGAUAGGAACUAUAUAUUUAUAAUUGUAUAUUGGUAGGUAAAAUAGUAAAGCUCUGGUAUUUAAAAAAAAAAAAAAAAAGGAUUUCAGAAUUUGUUGUCUUUUGGUUUGUUGUUCAUAACUUUGAGUCUAAAUUUGAGGUAAUUUUGAAACUCAUAGUAGGCAGCUGCUGUCAGUUAGGUUUUGUUCUAAGAUGUUUGUAUCAUUGAUGUGAGAGCAUGAGAAAGAAUGAGUGUUUGUGUCAGUGUUUUAUUUGUGCUUGAGUUUAUGCGCGGAGAUGUUUACUGUAUGCACAUAUUUAUAGAGAAUUUAAGAGUCUGUGCCUAAUAACGUGAUAUAGUUCUGAAGAGGGAAUACAGUAUGUUUUCCUAAAGGAUAUUUUUCUGACAACUACAAUGAAGAUGGGAAAUUCGUUGAAGCAAUAAUGAAACAAACUAAAAAAGAAAACAACAACAAAACUUGGACUCGGCCUUGUUGUUUUUCUAUGACUUUACAGGUUUAUGAGCUUUGAUUAUCAUCCUGCUUCACACGGUCACAAACACACAUCUUAGAUCUACAGCUUUUUUCAGAUCAGUUGAGUCUUGUUUUUGAGUUAAUGCUGAUUACAUAAUGGUAGUCAUGACAUUCAGUAUGUAAUAUAUCAAAUAAACAUGUUAUUGGGAUAUUAUAUUUCUGCUGACAACUAACUUGAGAUGGCAUGCAUCUUUACAUCGAAAAAGUAUCUUAACAAGAAUUUUAAUGGUAUUUAUAAAAAUAUAUAUAUUCACUUUGGAGUACAUUCUACUGUUUAAGUGAUUUUUUUCUUUGUUUACUUACUUUAAAAAAUAUUUUAAUGUUGUGUCAAAUAACCUGACAAGAGAACAUGUUGAAACACACAAACAGUUCUAUUGACAUAUUGUGGUUUAUACUGUACUUGGUAUAGGAGACGCAUCUGAAGGCAUGGUUGAAUAGUGCCCAUAUGUAUUGGUACUGUUACCAGGGAAUUGUAACGUGUUAUACAAUGCAACUGCAGGUAUAUCUGAUUGCUCUCUCUUGACUAUUUUAAUAUUUGUAAAAUAACACAAAGAAGAUAAUCAGUCAAUGUGUGUAGAUUAUAUAACCUAAGAAAGGUUGUUGUGUACGUAACUAGCUACCAUUAUUUUAUCUAUAUAGCAAUAGCUAGCUACUUUAAGCUUACUCAGUGUAGUAUGAAGCACAUGAAUGUGUACAGAUGCUUUUCGUCUUCAUGCCGACCUGAGUUUUGUGACCGUAUAAUACGACAGCACACUAACUGCACGUGGUUAAGCAUGUGACCACAAAAACUGACAUACACACACAGACACGCUGGAAUACACAUGCAUGUUUGUACGGACACGGUAACAUUGUGACUCGAGCGUUAUCUGCAGGGCCCAUGGUGUGUGAUGUCAUCAGCCUGUCCUGUCCAGUUAGUGUAUUAGCGUAUUCACAAGUCUACAGCUCAGUGGAGCGCAGGGAAGUGAAAACUGGCCCUAACCGGUCCACGAUACAUUUGCAUUCAAGCCUACAUCUCUCCUCCCAUCUGACCCUCUUAUAUAAAAUCAUCAUUAUAGACAUCCUCCGAUCUGACAAGCAUGAUCGUAAUUACUGUACAUCAGCACCCAGUGUAACAAAAGGGUAUUCAUGAAACCUUGUCACCGAAUCGUCAUUUGGAUUGCUGCUAAACAGGAUUUGAAAGAUUGAUAUUAUCUUAAAACAAUAGUGAUCAAGUCAACAGUGUCAAAUAAUACCGUGGGCUGGUGUAAACUGUGGGAUGCUUUUGUACCGCUCUGCUAGAAAUCUGAUGCAUUCUCUAUGUGUGUGUGUUUGUGUGUGUGUGCGCAUCGUGGCACUGCACAUACUCUCCCAUCUCUGUCCUUCUGCUCCAGUGGUUUCCCCCAGGCCAAGAGUACCCACAAUGCACUGCUUUCAUGUCAACGCAUUCAGGCACCGUGAAAUAAUUUUCUCCUUCUCUGCCCUUUUAUUUCCUCUCUUAUUUUAUCACUUCAUUUCCCAAAGAUUGUUAUCUUUCUGCAGCAUUUCUCUCCCCUGUCUAUGUAUUUUUCUGUGAUCCCUAGGCUUUUCUAGCCCUCAUCUGUCGACAAGAGAACAUACAUAGAUAGUCAUCAGCAGAGGCUUUCAUAUGAGCCAAAGGCUGUGCAACAUAUUUGUCCCACAUAUGUUGGGCAGUGGAAAUGAGUGAAAUACUUCACAUGCUGCAAACUACUGUAUAUUUGAAUAGAAUACUUUCACAGUCAAGAUAUUUCUUUUGGGUGUUUACAAAAGCUUUUUAUGCAACAUUUAGUGUGAAAAUACUGGACAGGAAAAGACCAUGCAGAGGAUAAACAUAAAGAGUGUCUGUGGCACCUUAAAGAAGCAUAGCUGCCUAAAGAUUAGCAUUAAGCCAAAAACACAUGGAGUCAGUAUAAUUAGCUGGCCUUAACAUGUCCCUUUGAAAACUAGAUGCUGGAAUAAAGAUUUAAAAGAACAA